Aspergillus pseudotamarii is the source of this 314-nucleotide messenger RNA. RefSeq lists its product as uncharacterized. The record is from RefSeq and is a predicted model, not a curated record. NCBI's taxonomy places the organism in Eukaryota, Fungi, Ascomycota, Eurotiomycetes, Eurotiales, Aspergillaceae. The coding region runs from base 76 to 288 and encodes 70 amino acids. The transcript has a single exon.
GUGGCCUGAGAACCCAGUGAGGGGAAUCACAAUCCACAACUAACCCAAACAUACUCUCAUGAGUACCACGAAAUCAUGAGGGGAAGAUCCACUGUCUGUUGCCAAUUUAUCUUUAGGCUGAACGCUGUGAGUUGUGAAAGAUAUCCGCCUGAAACACUGGAUCGAUUUGCCGGGAGAAGCUUGCACGCUGCCGGAUGUCGUCAUGCAAUUCAUGAUCUACGUUUUAUAUACACCCCCCCGGCGAUCAUUUCCUGGUACUUGAUCAUUACCCUAUUGGGCUACGCGUGAAGUGAGGUACAUGAGAUAUGGGCGGU